AUGGCAUGUGGGCCAGGGAAUCUCCGGGGUUAUAUCAGACCUGCAUUGUUCUCUGGCCGACUUGAGAAUCUGCCCUUUGUGGAAGGGGCCUGGUUCCAGACUUGCGGUCAAACCAACAUUUCCUGCAGGGUGGAGAAAGGAAGGCUGGUGGAGGUGGGCAAGUGGCCAUGGCAAGUGAGCAUCCUGUUCCUGGGAGUGUACAUCUGCAGUGGCUCCCUCAUCCACCAACAGUGGGUCCUCACAGCUGCACACUGCCUGCAGAGAUCUAAGGACCCCACAAAGUACUCUGUGAAGGUAGGAGUCCAGCAACGCCCAGAUGCCACCACCCAGUUACUGGUCUCUCGCAUUGUGAUCCAUGAAAAUUACAGCAAUGUUAUGUCCCAGGACAUUGCCCUCAUGAAGCUCAAAGAUGCUGUCAACUGGUCCCCCCUUGUCCAGCCCGUCUGCCUCCCUUCUGUCCAUUUCAAGCUGAUCAUCGGCUCCAUGUGCUGGACCAUUGGGUGGGGACGCCUAAAGGAUGAAGUGGCCCAAAAGUCCCCCUAUAGUCUUCAGGAGGUGGCUGUCAGGAUCAUACACAAUAAUUUCUGCAAUCAACGGUACCAGUUCCUCCUUUCCAAGGACCAGAAGCAGUUCAUCGGGGAUGACAUGCUGUGUGCCAGCUCAGAAUUGGGCUCAGACACUUGCCAGGAGAACUCCGGCAGCUCCCUUGUUUGCAAAUUGAACAACACCUGGAUCCAGAUGGGGAUAGUGAGCUGGAGCUAUCGAUGUGGUGGGCGCCAUCGCUACCCUGGCAUCUACACCAGCACCCCACACUUUACCCGCUGGAUCAAUAAGCAGGUUGUUGGCCUGAGGUUCGCCAGCACCAUCAGAGAUGGCGCAACCAUCCUGAGCUUUCCCUUCCUCGCUGGCUGUAUCCUGCUGGUCUCCUUGGGCUCCCUGUGGCUCCUGUGA
This is a messenger RNA of Marmota flaviventris (yellow-bellied marmot), 951 nucleotides long. Its product is annotated as putative serine protease 46. Gene Ontology annotation, molecular function: threonine-type endopeptidase activity; serine-type endopeptidase activity. NCBI's taxonomy places the organism in Eukaryota, Metazoa, Chordata, Mammalia, Rodentia, Sciuridae. Gene Ontology annotation, cellular component: endoplasmic reticulum. The record is from RefSeq and is a predicted model, not a curated record. Gene Ontology annotation, biological process: proteolysis.